Erpetoichthys calabaricus (reedfish) is the source of this 2764-nucleotide messenger RNA. RefSeq names its product nuclear transcription factor Y, alpha, like (gene nfyal). Gene Ontology annotation, molecular function: RNA polymerase II cis-regulatory region sequence-specific DNA binding; DNA-binding transcription factor activity, RNA polymerase II-specific. Gene Ontology annotation, biological process: regulation of transcription by RNA polymerase II. The transcript has 10 exons. Gene Ontology annotation, cellular component: CCAAT-binding factor complex. NCBI's taxonomy places the organism in Eukaryota, Metazoa, Chordata, Cladistia, Polypteriformes, Polypteridae. Bases 189 to 1226 code for a protein of 345 amino acids. The record is from RefSeq and is a predicted model, not a curated record.
CUGCUUGCAGCUCGAGCCCCUGCGCCAUUUUGUCUUCGGCGCAGUUGAGCUCGGUGAUUGGGUUUUGGAGAGCGGUACUGGAGCCAAUCAGAGGGGAACCGGGCGGCGGCGGAGGAAAAACGGAUUUAAUUUAUUUGGAGAAAACUGAAAACUUUGUUGGACUACCUGCUUAACUUGGUGUUUUAGAAAUGGAGCAGUACACAGCAACCAGUAACAACACCGGGGAACAAAUUGUUGUACAGACAGCGUCUGGGCCAAUACAGCAACAGCAGGGUGGGGUGACCGCUGUCCAGUUGCAGACAGAGGCGCAAGUGGCAUCCGCAUCAGGCCAGCAGGUGCAGACACUCCAGGUAGUUCAAGGACAACCUUUGAUGGUUCAGGUGAGCGGAGGCCAGUUGAUAACAUCUACAGGCCAACCCAUUAUGGUUCAAGCAGUCCCUGGAGGACAAGGACAGACCAUUAUGCAAGUGCCUGUCUCUGGAGCCCAGGGCCUUCAGCAGAUUCAGCUCGUUCAGCCAGGCCAAAUCCAAAUCCAAGGUGGUCAGGCUUUGCAAGUGCAGGGUCAACAAGGUCAGGCUCAACAAAUCAUCAUUCAGCAGCCCCAGACUGCAGUUACUGCAGGGCAGACCCAGGGGCAACAACAGAUAGCUGUGCAAGGCCAGCCAGUGGCACAAACAGCAGAAGGGCAAACAAUUGUAUAUCAGCCUGUCAAUGCUGAUGGCACCAUCUUGCAGCAAGGUAUGAUAACUAUUCCAGCUGCCAGCCUGGCUGGUGCCCAGAUUGUCCAGGCUGGAGCAAAUACCAGUACCACAAAUAGUGGACAAGGUACUGUUACUGUCACAUUGCCUGUUUCUGGUAGCAUGGUAAACGCUGGUGGAAUGGUCAUGAUGGUUCCCGGAGGUAGUACAUUGCCAACCAUGCAGAGAAUUCCCCUACCUGGAGCAGAAAUGCUAGAAGAGGAGCCACUGUAUGUGAAUGCCAAGCAGUACCAUCGCAUCCUUAAGAGGAGACAAGCUCGUGCCAAACUUGAGGCAGAGGGAAAGAUUCCAAAGGAAAGGAGGAAAUACUUGCAUGAAUCUCGUCAUCGGCAUGCAAUGCAGAGAAAAAGAGGAGAUGGAGGUAGAUUUUUUUCUCCUAAAGAAAAGGAAGAGAUGGCGGUGCGGGCCCAGUCAGAUCAGUCUCAACCAGUUGAAGAAGUUGUGGGACAGAUGAUAAGAGUGUCAUAAUUGAAGAGCUUGUCCUGCUCAUCCUCCAUUCUUGACCUUGUCUACAUACUGUAGAGCUGGCAGCACAAUUCUCUCCAACCCCCUCCACCAGUGUGUGAGCGCCUGAAUGAGUAUUCAAACGUGGCAUAAUACAGUGUUGUGGAAGCAUUGCUGCUAAUUGUGUCCACACUAGCAGUCAAAUGUACAGUUUUUCUAAGUAUUUUUUGUUGUAAGUAGAGUAUGUGGCUGCAGUGAGAUUGGUUGGUUGUGUUUUCUUUCCUCAGUUUAUCUCCCAAGUUUGCACCUCCAGUUAUAAUUAUGAAUUUGAAGUUUCAUCUGGGUUCAAACAGUUACAACAUGCUUUUAUCAUUGUUAGUUAAGAUUAACUUGAUUAAUAAUUAUUGAAAUCCUACAUAGUGAUUUUUGUUCAUAUUUGGUACUUUCACUCAUACAGGAUGACUGCUGCUAGUUUGGAUGAAUGAAUGUGGAGAAUAUGUGACCCCACCUCCUAUGCUUCUUUUUUUUUUUAAAUUGAAAAUUGUGUCAUACAAACAUGAUAAAUUACCUUUUUUUAUUUUAUAUAUAUAUAUAUAUAUAUAUAUAUAUAUAAAAUUCAACUCUUCUGUAACACUUUGGGUGCUUUUUCUCAAGACCGAGUAUCAUUUGUAUUCAGAUGACUUUUUAUUAUUAUUAUUAUUAUUAUUAUUAUUAUUCAAGACUAAUGUGUAUCUGAAAUCUUUAAGGUGUUAGAUGUAGCACUUCCCUUAUGUAUUGUGUCUCUGAUCUAAAGUGUAAUGUGUUCAUGUGGAUUUUAACCACAGAAUUAAUGUCACAUAUCUAUCUAAGGUGGUACUCCAAAGCAACAGUGCAGUGUAGAGCUCAAACGGUCUUCUGGGAUUUCUGAUGCGUUUUUUUUUUUUUUUUUGUUACAUUCUGUGCCGAUUAUUGGUUUUCUUUAUAAUCUGACCAGAACAAUACAGUGUGAUGGUUUGUAUAGUAUUUAUGCAGCAAUGAAAGUGGUGAACCCAAGAUAGUGCUUUUUUUUCUUUUUCUUUUUUUAAAUACCAGUUUCACUUUUUAAUUUGUAGCUUAAAUUUCUGGUCUCACCACUUCAUUGAUGCAGGAGCAGUGCAUUACUUUAAAAGUAUUGUUUUCUUCACACAGUUUCCUUCUGCCUUGGAUUAAAACUUAUUUGUAGAGUUAAUUCAUGAUGUGCACUGCAUUUAAUGUCUAAGAAGAAGAAAUUGCUAGUGGUUUGUCUUUGCAAUACUUUCAAGGGCUUUUGCAUGUAGUUACAUUUGGGAUUGUCAGGUACUGUAUAAUGGGUUCUGUAUUUGGAGGCUUUUUCUCGGCAUUUGAAAGAAAAUAGGAACAUUUUGUGUAUAUACUACAAAACAUUUUUAUUGUUUUAUAUAUAUAUAUAUAUAUAUAUUAUUAUAUAUAUAUAUAAUGUGUAUAUAUAUAUAUUGUUUUUUCAAGCAUGAACAGUCUGCAUAAAAGUAAGCUGUAUAGGACAUGUACUGUGUACACCAUUCAGCAAAUAAAACUUUAUUUAAAAA